AUGCCUCGCUUCGACGACGCCGACUUUGGCGUGGACGCCGCUCCCGCUGCUGCUGGUGCUCACUCCCCCAGAGACCGCGGCAGCAUGGCUGGCUCUCUCCCUAUCCCCCACGAUGCCAACAACACGGUCGAGAUCCCGGCCACCCGCAGCUCCAUCAGCGAUGCUGCUCAGUUCAUGCACAACCUGAGUAUCUCUCCCUCCACUCGGGACCGUCGGGGGUCUCGCAACUCCUUCGGUACCUCUCUCCCCAUCCCCCGCUCCCCCCGGGUCUCCCGCCUGUCCUCGGUCGUCACCGCGGGCGGGACCUCGCGGGAUAUCCUGGCCUCCCAGGUCCAGGAUAUGUCCAAGGAGAAGGUCGCGGCCGCCAAGAACAUGGCCUUUGCCUUUGACAUUGAUGGUGUCCUGGCCCACGGCAACGAGCCCAUCGAGGAGGCCAAGGAGGCCCUCAAGAUGCUCAACGGGGACAACGAGCUGGGCAUCAAGAUCCCCUACAUCCUCCUGACCAACGGCGGUGGUAAGACCGAGGCCGCCCGUUGCGAGCAGCUCUCCGAGAUUCUACGAGGUGCCCAUCUCGACCGACCAGUUCAUCCAGUCUCACACCCAAUGCAAGCGUUGGGGGAAACGUCGUCCACCCCAAGGACAUCCUCGCCUGGGAACCCCACCGAGUCGCCCUGGCGCUGCUUCUCCGAGGAGGACCGCGCCGAGCCCAAGCCCCGCGACUUCUCCAAGAUCAAGUUCGACGCCAUCCUCGUCUUCGCCGACUCGCGCGACUACGCCACCGACAUGCAGCUCAUCAUCGACCUGCUGCUCGCCGAGGACGGCAAGAUGCUCACCCGCGCCAAGGACCCCGUCGCCUCGCGCAUCCCCGUCUACUUCUCCCAGGGUGACCUCGUCUUCCCUACCGACCACAAGGGCCCGCCCCGUCUCACCCAGGGUGCCUUCCGCAUCUCCAUCGAGGCCCAGUACAAGGCCCUCACCGGCGUCGACCUCGAGCGUGUCGUCUACGGCAAGCCCGAGCGCGCCACCUACACCUACGCCGACGAGGUGCUGCGCGCCUGGAUGGAGCAGAUCCACAACGAGAACCGUCUGCCCCAGAACGUCUACAUGGUCGGCGACAACCCGGCCUCCGACAUCUGCGGUGGUAACAUGUACGGCUGGAACACCUGUCUCGUGCGGACCGGUGUCUUCCAGGGCGCCGACAACGACGAGAACAACCCGGCCAACUUUGGUGUCUUCCCCAACGUGCUCGAGGCCGUCAAGGCCGCCGUGCGCAAGGAGCUCGGCCAGGAGUUCAAGUUCAAGUGGAACCCCAAGGUCAACCCUGUGCUGCACGGUGACGGCGCUGCCAUCGAGUAA
This is a messenger RNA of Aspergillus terreus NIH2624, 1356 nucleotides long. Its product is annotated as phosphatidyl synthase. Gene Ontology annotation, biological process: glycerophospholipid biosynthetic process. Lineage: Eukaryota; Fungi; Ascomycota; Eurotiomycetes; Eurotiales; Aspergillaceae. The coding region runs from base 1 to 1356 and encodes 451 amino acids. The transcript is spliced from 2 exons. Gene Ontology annotation, cellular component: mitochondrion. The record is from RefSeq and is a predicted model, not a curated record.